GUUCUAUCACCUUACAUGUCUUCUGCACCUUUUCAAGAACCUUCUCCGUGGACCACACAAGAUAAAAGAUGAGUCUUAAAGAUUUCCUCAGUGCUUCUGACAUUGCGGCUGCUCUGAGGGAGUGCCAAGCUGCUGAUUCCUUCAACUACAAGAAAUUCUUCCAAACCUGUGGGCUGGCUAAGAAGACAGCCAGCCAAGUGAAAGAUGUCUUCCGGGUCCUGGAUAAUGAUGAGAGUGGCUUUAUUGAAGAAGAAGAACUCAAGUAUUUCCUCCAACGUUUUGAUCCAAGCGCCAGAGAACUGACUUGCACAGAGACUAGAGAUUUUAUGGCCGCAGCUGACCAUGACGGAGAUGGGAAAAUUGGGGCUGAUGAAUUCCAGGAAAUGGUUCAUUCCUAAACACAGUGCAGACUCCGGUGGUGUACAGGGCUCAGUGAUCUUACAGUGGAAUCAAGGCAUGCAAGGUCAUAAAGCUGUGCUUCACAUUCGCUUUAGUCAUCAUCCAUCUCACAUCUUAGCAAGUGAACAAAGUGAACAAGAUGAGUCAGCUUGGUGGAUCUUCUGAAUGUGGGUAUUGUUUCAUGUGGUACGCACUAACCGUCUCUGAAUGUACUAACAAUCCAAUAAAAACAUAUAUACCAUGA
Pseudophryne corroboree (corroboree frog) is the source of this 643-nucleotide messenger RNA. RefSeq names its product parvalbumin, thymic CPV3-like. Gene Ontology annotation, cellular component: cytoplasm. Gene Ontology annotation, molecular function: calcium ion binding. The transcript is spliced from 5 exons. Lineage: Eukaryota; Metazoa; Chordata; Amphibia; Anura; Myobatrachidae. Bases 69 to 398 code for a protein of 109 amino acids. The record is from RefSeq and is a predicted model, not a curated record.